Oncorhynchus gorbuscha (pink salmon) is the source of this 5758-nucleotide messenger RNA. Its product is annotated as rho guanine nucleotide exchange factor 25-like. Gene Ontology annotation, biological process: axon guidance. Gene Ontology annotation, cellular component: plasma membrane; cytoplasm. Gene Ontology annotation, molecular function: guanyl-nucleotide exchange factor activity. Lineage: Eukaryota; Metazoa; Chordata; Actinopteri; Salmoniformes; Salmonidae. The transcript is spliced from 16 exons. The coding region runs from base 903 to 3038 and encodes 711 amino acids. The record is from RefSeq and is a predicted model, not a curated record.
GAGAGAGAGAGAUACAGAGCAUGGCAUUUCAGCUGGCCUGUGGGAGGUGUUGGGUUUCCAGUAGGAGUCCUUAAGUGUGUUACGUUAGUCUGCCAAAGUCACAUCCAGCAGCCAGCCAUGUAGAAAGAGUAUAACAAAUAACACAGACAGGCAAACAGACAGGCAGGCAGGCAGGCAGACAGACAAGUGGAGGAGGUGAGGGAAUGAGUGAGGGAGCAGGAGAGGAGAGAGAAGGAGAGAGAAAGAGCAGAGGAGAGGAGAGGGAAGGAGAGAGAAAGAGCGGAGGAGAGGGACAGAGGGAGGAAAGAAAGAAGAGAAACGAGAGAGAGAGAGAGAGGAGAGGAGGGUCGCUAAGAGAAAAGACGGACUUGACAGGAAGAGAGGAGAGAAGUGAAGAGAAGAGAAGAAGGGGAGUGGGAACACUACCCUGGAAUAGCCAGGCAGCAACUAGAGCUGUAGCAGACUCCUCCCUCUCACCCCCUCCCCUCUCUCUCUUUUUCCCCGUCUCUCUUUCUCUCUCUCUCUCUCUCUCUCUCUCUCUCUCUCUCUCUCUCUCUCUCUGAGGCAGUCUGUUACUCUGUCAUUUGACCCGGCGAGAGCUCAGCAACUGGGAAGAACGAGGGAGAAAGGAAAACAGAAAGAGAGGGAUAAUUCUCAUGACAGCCAUGCAGUCCAUCCCUAAUGGCUGUGUUUUUUUCUAAGUCAUAUCUCGCUCGUUUUGGCUGUGGAACCGAUCUGACUGGAGCUCUUGAACUGGACUUUGUGUUUCCUCUGUGGACGCUCUCCUGACACUGCCGUGUGGGAUUUACUCUGCACCGCGAGGAUCUAGUGGGUACUUGCGUGGGUGCUCGCUGGGCCAUGCCCACCCCUGGUAACGGGUCAUCCAGCGUGAGGUGUACACCAUGAAAGGGGGCCACCACCACAGAGGCUGUGCCUGCCAACAUUUGUUCCGUAAAGUCCUGGCCAAGUGUGGCUGCUGCUAUGCCCGGGUCAGAGACUCAUACUCAGCCGCGGGCAGCGAGGGUAGUAUCUCCACCUCCGUGGCGUCCCUGCCCCCGACCCUGACGGCGUCCAUUAGCUCCGCCCCCAACUCCCCGGGCUCGCGGCGUUCCGUCAGCACCCUGAAGAGGUGGCUGACCAAUCCCGUCCGCAAGCUAAGCGCCGGGGCCGUCAACAUCUCCACCAGCACCAAGGGGGAGCGGCAGGACAGGAAGUUGGAUGGGGGAAGCAAGCCCCCUCCUCCUAUUCCACCCCCACGCCACAGUCAUGGCCUGGGCCUGGGCCUGGGAGGGCUGGGAUCAGAGGACCACCUCACCACUGUACUACCCAUCACACACACAGAGAUGGAGUGCAGGUAUAAUUUGGCCAGUCCUGAGGAUCUCUCCCCGGCAACCCUAAACUCUCCCAGCUACCUGUCUGACUCGCUACAAGGCUGUACUUCACUGGCCUACACACAUGAUACUCAGCCCACCAAUGUCUAUCCAGAUGACAACGGCUCAGUGUUGACGGACGACACCUCCAGCCAAUCAUCAGCCGCAGCUGACAAUGAGGAGAGGAGGAGUGCCUUAGAGAAGAGCAUGUACGUACUGAAGGAACUCAUAGAGACAGAGAAACUGUAUGUGGAAGACCUGAGGUACAUAGUAGAGGGCUACAUGGCCACUAUGAAUACCAAGGGCAUACCUGAGGACAUGAAGGGGAAAGACAAGAUUAUAUUUGGAAACAUUCACCAAAUGUUCGACUGGCAUAAAGACUACUUCCUGGGGGAACUGGAGAAGUGUAUAGCAGAACCAGAGAGACUGGCUCAACUUUUCAUAAAGCAUGAGAGGCGUCUCCAUAUGUAUGUGGUGUAUUGUCAGAACAAACCCAAGUCAGAGCACAUCGUCUCCGAGUACAUCGAGACUUACUUUGAGGAGCUGAGGCAACAUCUGGGUCACAGGCUACAGCUGAACGACCUGCUGAUCAAACCAGUCCAGAGGAUCAUGAAGUACCAGCUGCUGCUCAAGGACUUCCUCAAGUAUUACACCAAAGCCGGGAUGGACACAGAAGAGCUCGAGAAAGCGGUAGAGGUGAUGUGCUUUGUGCCCAAACGCUGUAACGACAUGAUGAACGUGGGACGACUGCAGGGCUUCGAGGGUAAGAUCACGGCGCAGGGGAAGCUGCUCCAGCAAGACACUUUCACAGUGGCGGAACAGGACAGCAGCUUCCUGUCCAGAGCCAAGGAGAGGCGGGUCUUCCUGUUUGAACAGCUGGUCAUCUUCAGCGAGCCAAUCGACAGGAAGAAAGGAUUCUCCCUUCCUGGUUACACCUUCAAGAGCAGCAUCAAGGUGAGCUGUCUGGGGGUUGAGGCUCCGGUGGAGGGGGAGGCGGGCCGAUUGGUGCUGACCUCACGGGGUGCUGACGGGACUGUGGUGAGAUACGUGCUGCAGGCUGCCUCCCCAGAGGUCUGCAGGGCCUGGGUCAAUGAUGUGGGACAGAUCCUGGAGAACCAGAGGAACUUCCUCAACGCCCUCCAGUCUCCCAUCGAGUACCAGCGCAGAGAGGGAACCAACAAGUCUAACAGCCUGGGCCGGAGCAUGAGAGCCCCCCUGUCUUCGGCCAGCAGUCCCCUGCGCCCCCACUCCUCAGCCUCCAUCGACCGCCAGCGCCUGCCCUGGCUCCGGUCCUACAACACCUCCCUCCCCACCCUCUACCUGCCCAGCCAGGGGGGUCAGGGAACGGGCCUCCAGGGCCCCGCUGAGACACACACUCCACGGGAGUCUCCUCUGGUCAGUAGGAACUCGCAGACAACAGUCUCGCCAUCUCACGUCCAGCUGGCUUUCACUGACCCGUCUGGUCUGUCUCACUACUCUCAGACCCAGACCUCUCUGCAGUGCCAAGCGGGGUCCAGCGGGCUGCGUAGCACACAGCAGAGCGCAGGAGAGGGCUGCAGUACCAGGGGCCUGCCUGGUGAGGCUGUACCUCCUCCUGGAUCUGUCUCUGGUCCAUUGGCCAGCAAGCGCUCCAGCAACCUGGCCCAGCUCAAUGAAGAUGACCUAUGAACCCUGACCCCUAGGAGGAAGGAGGUUCACGGACCACCACAGCUACAGAGAGAAAGGAAGAGCGCCUCCUCUAGGCUUACCAUAUGUUGAUGCUAUCAUUAACUUAAGGGUCCUUUUGAAGGUGGAUGGGGUGCUUCUGUAAGGAGCAAGGACUGGAUGGAGACUGCUCUUCUCUUCUACUGCUUUUUCAGACUGUUACCCGGCGUUUCACCGACAGUCUGAGAGACAUAAACCAUGGUCCUAACGGAAUAUACAGUAUACGUCUUUCAUCUGAUUUUUUUCUGAGCGAUGUGAUUUGAGGUUGAAGACAUGCCUCUGCGUGGCACCACUAAUGGGUGGCACCCAGCUAGAUGUUGCAAUGGCUGAGGUUACGAAGGACACUCAAUGGACAUUAGGUAUUAUGAGGACUUUGCUUGUUUCAUUAUGAGGACUUUGCUUGUUUUAUUAUGACGACUUUGCUUGUUUUAUUAUGAGGACUUUGCUUGUUUUAUUAUGAGGACUUUGCUUGUUUGCUUUUCCAUUUUGGAGAAUUUCUAUACAGUAUAUAUUGUGCUGUCUGUCAGGGGGCUGUGGGAUUUGUUCAAAGGAAGAAAAAAAAUGUCCAUUCCUGAUUGGGGAGGUCACUGGAGAAGUGUCUGUGUGUGAGUGUGCACGCUGCAGGCAUGUGUGUGUGCAUAUGUGCGCAACAUGCGUUUGUGUGUGCAUGUGUGGGUGAAAUGCGUCUGUGUGUGUGUGUGUGUGUGUGUAAAUAUGUGCGUAAAUUGUGUGUGUGUGUGUGUGUGUGUGUGUGUGUGUGUGUGUGUGUGUGUGCGUGUGUGUGUACAGGAUUGGCGGCUUCUCUUCUUGUAAACAAACAUGGAUCUGAGGAGCUCUACUUUUCAUUCGACUUUCUUUCUACUUUUCUCUCACACUGCUGGAUUCUUCCGACAACUACUUCUAUUCUCAGGCUGUUUAAAAGAUGAAGUCAUUCCUCCACUGAGCGUAUACAUUGCGUGACUCUCUGUAGACACUGAGGAGAGAGGACGGGAUAACAGCAAAUGCAUUUGAUCUGUAUAUAUAUGUGGAACAUUGGAUUCAUCUCUCAUGGAACAGAAUGGUUCUUACCGCAGAGAGUGUUUCCGGUGGAUGAGAACGAGAGAACUCUCCCAUGUUCUCUUAUUCCGUUUGACCCGAAGUGGUCUCUUGUUUGAUCUGGAGAUUCCAGACUAAAAAGGAGUGAGGGAGCCGCCUGGAGACACUCUACAGGCAUGACGUCACUCUACAGGCAUGACGUCACUCUACAGGCAUGACGUCACUCUACAGGCAUGACGUCACUCUACAGCCAUGACGUCACUCUACAGGCAUGACGUCACUCUACAGCCAUGACGUCACUCUACAGGCAUGACGUCACUCUACAGGCAUGACGUCACUCCACAGGCAUGACGUCACUCUACAGCCAUGACGUCACUCUACAGGCAUGACGUCACUCCACAGGCAUGACGUCACUCUACAGGCAUGACGUCACUCUACAGUCACUUCAGACUCAAUGGUCUUUCCUUGGAUUCCUUCUCUGCUCCCACCCUUUCUCUGUCUCUUUCUCUAAAAGUCAGAGGGAAGUGAGGACAUGAUUACGUUGGGAGAGAAGAGACGGGGAGCGGAUGGGUGGAGAGGACACAAGGAAUCGAGGAAAAACUCAUUGAGAUGUGGCGAGAGUGGUGGCCAUGCCAUAGCCAGCCUGACGAGAACGCUAGGGGACGGAGACCGGCUGGUAUUUCAAACAUAUGUUUUCUUGACGACAGGAGACAUGAAGGGGUGGUAUUGAAAUGUGGUAUGGUGUCACACAGUCCGUCACUGAAGUCCAAUGGCGAUGUGCCACAGCCUUCUGCUGUAUCCAAUGAUCUCUGCUGGCUCUCGCUACUCCAGCACGUUAGUACACGCCAUACACCUGGCUCAGGCUUACAUCUCUGGUUCUUAGAUAAAGGACAGCAGUUUAGAGACAGUUAACUACUUGGGUUGUUGUAUCAGUUGACACUGUGGAUAUCAAGUGCUUCAUCUGCAUGCUCUGUGCUCAUCAAAGUGAGACUUUUGCCAAAGGCGGGUUAUUUUAGUACUUCUUGUACUUCGGUUCAUUACUGCUACUCUAAUAUUGCCAACUGUUGUUUUGUUUUUUUUACACAUCAAAAAUCAAAUACAUGUAGUUGUGAUUUUUUACUUCAAUUACUUCAAUGCCCGAUCUUUCAUCUUCUGAAUAGAACAACAACAACAACAACUGUAAAACGAGAAGAGAUAGAAGAGAUGAUUUCAGCUUUUGGUGAAUUAUUCUCUGUUACCAGUAGAGGUCAGUGUAAGGCUUUCAAAUACAGAUGGCAGUCAUUGGAGGUUAGACAGCAGCAUCAACGAUCAAUGUCUUCAAGUUACAAUACCCCCCCCUCAAAAGCUAAAUCUGUUUAAAAUAUCUCAGUUUACAGUGACUGUUUAAAUUCAGAACAUAAAAAGUUUGGUCCCGAAAACUCCAUCUCAACUCCCCAGUGCUCGUGGACUAAGGGGUGGUGUUUGUAAAGUGGACGUCAUAGUGACGAUUAUUGCUCUGGCAUUUUGUGCAUGUUACUUAAAUAUGAAGGAAUACCCUUACAUAAAUGAAGAUAACUAAAGAAAAAGAGCAGGAUAAGGGCUAUAAUGAUGCCAUGUUUGACUGAAUAGAAUCGGUUGUAAUUAUAUCAAAUAAAAAGUCUUUGAAUUAA